AAUGACGACUGAGAAAAUCGUGUAUAAAAGAGGUUUCCGAGGCUGGAUUUCCCUAGUCCUGCCGUGCGCUUCACUCUGGACACACGCUUACAAAGGGCCUUCCGUGAAUUGUUUCGAAUUAAGAGGCACGAUGACGUCAUCCACAUCCAGAGCUAGCGUGUUUCCCCUUGUCUGUUUCCUGCUGAUCGCCUCUGCCUCUGCUCGUCCUCAGCUCGGAGACAUCUUGGGCUCGCUUGUUACAACUUUCGUGGAGAAUGCAGUCAAGACCACAGAAACCACGAUUCUUGAUAACUAUUGCUUGUUGAGUCGCAGUCCUUAUCUGAAGAAGCUGGAAGUUCAUUACAGAGCUGAACUGAAGUGCCCCGGGUGGACUACCAUUGUCGGGAAAGGUAGAGACCACACGAACCCUACCAACUCGGAACUGGAUGCCAUCAAGGAUUUCAUAAGACAGGCUCUUGAAAAGGGUCUCGUGACUGAUGAGGAAGCUGCACAGUAUCUCUAAGACCGUAUUUUUUUUUUCUUUCUUCUGAAGACCAAUAGCGAUUAGAAAGGCUGUUGGUUUCCCUCUGUUUGUAAGGGACACCGAACUUAAAUUAGAAUAAAGGCGUUUUCCUUCACGUAUAUGUCUGAGAUCGUUAAGGAAAAUAAGAUGUUCAUUUUAUGCAUGUGAUAAUUGCUAUUGGAUCGAUUUAUUUGCAAAUCGAUGAUUAUUUUUAAAGAGUUGCAUGUCGGAAUCAACUAGUCUAUAUGAAAAGGUUUGAUUACGUUUUGAAAGGAAAAAUUAUGGUGCAUUUAUCGAACGUGCGAAUCUUUUUGUCUAUUUAAUCCCAAACUGACCCAAAUUGUAUAAUGAUAAAAUAAAAAUAAUACAAACUU
Messenger RNA from Penaeus chinensis, 876 nucleotides. RefSeq names its product anti-lipopolysaccharide factor-like. NCBI's taxonomy places the organism in Eukaryota, Metazoa, Arthropoda, Malacostraca, Decapoda, Penaeidae. The record is from RefSeq and is a predicted model, not a curated record. The transcript is spliced from 4 exons. The coding region runs from base 2 to 502 and encodes 166 amino acids.